AAUGAAGUAGUAGGGACAAUUAGCACAACAACUUCAAAUCGAGGGAAAACUAUUGUUAAAAAAGAAAUAUGGGUUGUUUGCGUGGUGUAUUUAUUAUUGUUUUUAUCUAUUUUGGAACAUGGUUCUUGUCAAACGGGACUACUAUGCAAAACUCAAGAUUGCAAAUCGGUAAAAUUUUAACAAUGGACUUGAUUGGCAAAAAGAUGUGCGAGAACCAGUGUUUAACUUAUUUUGAUUGUAAGGCCAUUAAUUUCAACAAACGCCAUCUUUCCUGUGAACUUCUGAACCGCUCUGGACAGGAAGCUCCGGAACAUCUGCAUUUUGAGGAAGGCACAGUUCAUAUCUACAACAUUACGAAAAGCCAGUUGUCAAAUUUAUGUGCAAACAAGACAUGUCCAGCACACCACAGAUGCGUAGCCGGUAAAACUAAGGCAUAUUGCAUCGUGGCCGAAUGUCCAACAACGGAUUUAGAGUUGAUUAAUGGAGAUUUUAGUGGACCAGCGGUAAAGGUAGGAGAUAACCUGAAUUUCACGUGUCACCAGGGAUUUUCCAAACAGAACGUGACUCUAACGUGUCUUAGCAGUGGCAAAAUUAAAAAUGCUGAACAAAUGGCAUGCUACAAAAAGGAUGGACUUUGGACGCUGGCAUACAUAAUUCAAAGUAACUCUGCCGCCAAUCCACUUACCGCUUAUUUAAAAAGUGGUAUACAACAAGAAAGAAACGCUUCAUUUCCCGCAAAUUGCAUUGCCAUGACGAAAGUAACUGGAUGCACUACUCCUUACCGAGCAGGGCUCAUUGAUGAUUGGGAAAAACUAUUAAUAACAAAAAUUCGAUUUACGGUAACUUUUCCUAAUUCAACCCGAGAAAUUAUAUUUAAUGGCACCGGAUCAAAUUUAACGAACUGGUUUUCCGGAGAUCGAGUCAAUUCAUCUUCCUGGCUUGAUCUGUCACCAACAGGAAUAUAUCUUUACUUCACCAUGUUUGGAUAUCAAGACAACUUUGUCAACCGAUUCUGGUCUAUUAUCAAGCUUCACGCAGGUUGUCCAGGAGACAUAGGUUGGUUAACGGGGUCUUUUGAACCUCCUGGCGGAUGUCUGUUCGACCUGACCAAUGGUUCUUUCCCGGUGUUCCGUGCAUGUCCUGGAAAUAGCUCUUGUUUCAUGGAAAGUGAAACUAUCGAAGCGGAAACAAUUGCAGUGUCCGUUAAGGCAGAUAAUUUAACUUAAACGAUUUGAGAAAAUCACAAAAGGUUGACUGUGAUAAAAGAAUUGUGGCUGCUGUUUUAUCAAUCUAUAAAAUUGUUCAUUAAUAAAUUAUUAUUAUUGAUUUUUCUAUUCAUGUCAUGAAACCAUUUUCUAGAUAAUUAUAAUUUCCAAAAAUUUACACCUUACAAUGUAU
Messenger RNA from Magallana angulata, 1398 nucleotides. RefSeq lists its product as uncharacterized. Lineage: Eukaryota; Metazoa; Mollusca; Bivalvia; Ostreida; Ostreidae. The coding region runs from base 69 to 1226 and encodes 385 amino acids. The record is from RefSeq and is a predicted model, not a curated record. The transcript has 7 exons.